AUGGAUGAAAAAUAUCGAGCUUUUGAUCGAGUGAAAUUAGAAGAAUUACAUCGACUCUAUCGUGAACACUGUGACACAAUGACUGUGAAUAAAAAUUCUUCAACGACAAUGCCAUUCACAACCAACAUCACUCUUGACAAAACUCAUUCGAUAUUGGAGGAACAAGAAGAAGAAGAAGAAGAAAACUCGUAUGAAAAUGAAACCAAUGUGGAUAGAGAAAACGAAAUAAAAGAUGAACAAACAUGGAAAUUAUUGAUUCAAACUUAUCAGAAUCAUGUCAAGCAACUAGAACUACAAAAGAAAACAGAAUCUUAA
Molecule: messenger RNA, 315 nt
Organism: Rotaria socialis
Lineage: Eukaryota; Metazoa; Rotifera; Eurotatoria; Philodinida; Philodinidae
Source: the annotation of a GenBank genome assembly